GAUAAACACCCAAAUCGAGGUGGGAGAUUUUAGCUAGUGCAGAGUUUACAGCCUUCAUGCACCGAUAAUACACCGAGAAACCGACAACAGAGCGCUACUGAGUCCUUCAUACGACGAGGGCCGACAUGUCUGAGACAUACGACUUCCUGUUCAAGUUCCUGGUGAUUGGCAGUGCCGGGGCAGGGAAAUCCUGCCUCCUUCACCAGUUCAUUGAGAACAAGUUCAAGCAGGAUUCCAAUCACACCAUAGGGGUUGAAUUUGGUUCCAGAGUCGUCAAUGUCGGAGGUAAAACUGUGAAACUUCAAAUUUGGGACACUGCUGGACAGGAGCGAUUCCGUUCUGUAACACGCAGCUACUACCGAGGAGCGGCUGGGGCACUGCUUGUCUACGACAUCACCAGCCGAGAGACGUAUAAUGCCUUGACCAACUGGCUGACUGAUGCACGGACGCUGGCAAGCCCCAACAUCGUCAUCAUCCUGUGUGGCAACAAGAAGGACCUGGAUGCAGACAGAGAGGUGACGUUCCUGGAAGCCUCGCGCUUUGCUCAGGAGAAUGAGCUUAUGUUCCUGGAGACCAGCGCUCUGACAGGAGAGAACGUAGAGGAGGGAUUCUUAAAGUGUGCCCGCACCAUCCUCAAUAAGAUAGAAUCAGGUGAGUUGGAUCCGGAGAGAAUGGGUUCAGGGAUCCAGUAUGGAGAUGCUUCAUUGAGGCAGCUGCGACAGCCCCGAGGCACUACCACACAGAAUAAGCAGCAGUGUAACUGCUAGGGCAUGGGGCUCGAGCCCAACCUCAACACCCCAGAGCCCAUGCACAGACAGGACAUCCCCUACAGCUCCAGAUGUUUUCAGAUGUGUCAGACUCCAACUGUGAUCAGUCUCACACACCUCAGAUCACCUGGAUAGGUCAUGGAGAUCACUGCAACCCCUGACCCCUGACCUCUGGUAAGAGUCUCUGCCUCCUACCAAAGGUGGUCACCUCUGACCCGGUCUCACAGGAAGAGCAGCCCCUCAGUGUGAAUGUGCUUGAAUGGGGCAAAGAAAACCUUCAAAGGAAAAUUGUUACUUCUUACCAGAAAGGGAACUGUCAAGGGUUCAUUUGUUGGGGCUGCCCUGUGUUUUUUUUUUCUGGUUUGAAUAAUAUGUGCUUCUAGAUGCUUUCAAACAUACACACAUCAUCGUACCGUCUGUGACUGAAUAUCUUUUUUUUUUGCAGUUAUUUAUGAUUCAGUCUUGCUUGAUAAGUUGCUUGAUAUGAUUUCGUUGGUCAGCUCUUUUUUUAAAGGUCCACCCCUGUAUUCUGCAUUUUAUUGACCUGUAUUUGAGGCCUUUUUGCACUGGACAAUAUACUCCUUGUAAAUUCAAAUGGUUUUCAAAUGAUUGAAUGAUUUUCUUUUUAUUAUCUGGUGAACGGGUUUCCAUUUCAAAAUUUUCCUUUAGCAAAAUCUUCUACAGCUGAAUUAUAGCUCAUGUCAGGAUUUUGUUUCAGACCAACUGUAGAUACAUUCACAACAAUGUACAAAUCAUUGUUAAAAUAAUUGUCUGAUUAUUUCCCUAGAUCUGAUGCAUAUUGGAGUAGCUAAUUGAAAAUUAAUUGCAGCUGGGAACUUUUCUAUCAUAUUAGUCCAAACAUAGUGCACCAGGCUUCCUGCUUAGUCUUCGGUAUUUGCUCGCCUGUUGCAUUCUUUAUUUAUUGGUUUGUGUUGAAAUGCACUAUUCUAAUGAUGUAAAGUAUUGCCCUCAGUAAACUUGACAUUGUGGAUGUAUUUUAUUCCCAGUCGCCAUGCCUCCAAAGGGAAUCGGUUAAAUCACUCCACUCCCACAGAGGCCAGCCCAUGGGUUUUUUUGAAAGCACAAAGAUGGGAGAAAUUGUGUUCUUAAUUUUACUCCAAAGGCCACAAGGUCAACGUUUUCUCUGCCAUCUGAUUUCCAGCGCUUGCUUCCCUGACCCUAUCACAGCAACGAGUUAAAGAGAGGGUUAUCUGUUUUUGCAAAGCUAACCACAUCUUGGCUCUCUUGCUCUGCUUAUUCUCCUCCUUUUGCCACCCUGUUAUGAUUUUAAUGCUGCUCUGUAUACAUGUACAAGGCAAGUUACAGGAAACCACACUUGGUUUCGCAGUUGGUUUUUCAAUGCUGUGCAUCAGAAACAUUCAUACCAACCAUCCUAUUUAGUGAUAAGAGCACAUCGCUGUUAAACAAGAGGUUUCAAGUCUACUUUGACGAAAUGUCCUGUUUGCAGACUUCCCUAUUUGGUGUCACUUCUCCCCGUAAAAGCACAGAAGCAGUAGUCUUCUCUUUCUGUGUGGUACAGUUGAGUUGACAGACCGUGAACCAGCUGUUCUCUCUUUGGAGCAGACCUUGUGUUGCUCAAGAGAGUUUCCACUGCAUUACAUUUCCUCUUCGCUUAUAGCACCUACAGACGUUUAGUGGUGAUUGGUAGUGAAUGGGGUUGUGGGUUCAGAACAUCCCGAGCGCCCACCUUUAGUUUCAGCCACAGGUACUGCUGCCAUCAAAAACACUGAGAUUAGGUCACGCCAACCCAGCUUUAAAGAGACGAAAACAGCUUGGCUAGGUAAUGUCUUUUUCUCCUAAGUGUGCUCUGCUCUUAUAAACAUUCAGGAGUGUCCCCCUAGGCCAGCACUAUGCUUUCAAACUCGAGUAGUGUAGCACACGUACGAGAGCAAGAUAAUAAAUUGUAAUGUAAAACCAGAAGAUGGUGUGGGACAUCAAGAGACAGACUUGUCAAACUUUUUUUUUUUUUGGAAAUGUUUUUUGUUUCCUUCUGCAAGUGCACUUUUUUUCUUGUGAAUUAUCAUUUUGGUCUUGUUUAUAUGCUGUAACUAUAGAACUGUACAUUUUGUUUUAAUUGAAAUGCAGACUGCAAUAAAGAUUUUAAUUAUAGAUGUUAUCAUUUCUUACUAAGGAACAACUGAGUUUUCAUCUUCUCUUCUCUGCGGUGUUUCUGUCAAGACUGUUGUGUGGGUGACAAGUCCUUCUGGCAUCUGAAGGCUUGUUUGUCUUUGCCUAGUGCUGUGCAGGUGACGUUGGCUUCCUGAGCUUUAGCAGCCCAUUGACAUCAACUCAUGAUCAGAAUCACUGUUGCACUCGCUCUGCAGCCGUUCAUCCAAAGUCUUGAGAACUAUAUAUAAAAAGAGCCACUUGUGUAUGUUAACAGUGUUUUUAUUUUGUGUGGGGGAAAAUUAAUCAAUAGCCCAAAUGACCGACCAGCUCUCAAGAGCCUUGCUUAACUUCUUCCAGCCUGCUGUUGCACUCUGGCUGAAAUUAUCAAAUGAUGUCGUCUGCAGUCUGACUCAGUUGUUGUUUAGUAACUCAUGACAUUGACUCAUCUUAAAAAAAAACUACUGUACAUCUUGAGUAAUCUAUGCUGUAAAUAAGAUUUAUCUAUUGUCUUAUUGAGGGUGCGUAUUGCUCAUUGAUUGUAAUGAAUAUGGAAUUCUGAGUAAACUGCUUGUUUUUUUAGUUUUUUUUUUUUAAGUUAAUGCGUUUCAGGUGUCUCCUGGAUGUUUUUCAUUCCUCUUCCAAAUCUCUGACAUCAAGACUAGGUUUCUUUUCAAGCGCUCAAAGGAGUUACAUCAGAUUCUGUGUUGGUUGAUGUCCCUCCCUCUCUGCUGUGCACAUAUCACGACACGCAACUGUGAGAAAUUGAUCUUUACACCAACUGGCUAUCUAGUUAUCUAAAUAGUUCACUUUCCUCAUCAUUCUUCUUCAGUCAAUCUUAACUGUGUUUCUCCCUUCAAAGGCAGAGUAAGGGUGGGGUUGGCCUAUCAGAGAAUUGAAUUAAUGAAGAUCAGAGGCCCUGUGUGUCUAAUUGUCUGGAUUUAUGUCCCUGGGUCAAUGGAGUAACGGCUAGAGUGGGUUAAUGUAGGAGAAGUGGAUACAUUGACUGAUUUAUUGAUCUU
Messenger RNA from Lampris incognitus (smalleye Pacific opah), 3916 nucleotides. RefSeq names its product RAB4B, member RAS oncogene family (gene rab4b). Bases 126 to 767 code for a protein of 213 amino acids. Gene Ontology annotation, cellular component: endosome. Gene Ontology annotation, biological process: regulation of endocytosis; Rab protein signal transduction. Gene Ontology annotation, molecular function: GTPase activity; GTP binding. The transcript has 8 exons. NCBI's taxonomy places the organism in Eukaryota, Metazoa, Chordata, Actinopteri, Lampriformes, Lampridae. The record is from RefSeq and is a predicted model, not a curated record.